This is a messenger RNA of Dendronephthya gigantea, 741 nucleotides long. Its product is annotated as protein dpy-30 homolog. Gene Ontology annotation, cellular component: Set1C/COMPASS complex. The transcript has 5 exons. Bases 52 to 495 code for a protein of 147 amino acids. NCBI's taxonomy places the organism in Eukaryota, Metazoa, Cnidaria, Anthozoa, Malacalcyonacea, Nephtheidae. The record is from RefSeq and is a predicted model, not a curated record.
CCGCUACUUUCCGUCCAGUCCCGACCGAAAUUAAGCACCGUGGAAACCAAGAUGGCAGACAAUUUAGCCCCAACAGACGCCGAAAUGACUGACGCGACGGCAGUUCCGGAAGAAAAAGCGCAAGAAAAACAGCCCGAGACGUCGACAGGGGACGGGAGUACCUCAAACACAGACAAUGACAAAAAUAAAGCGUUCAUUACUGAGACGUCAAAUAUUAGCCAAGUGCCCCAACCAGGAGUCACCCCAACAAUUGAGGCGGUUGUGAAGAAAGAGAAAGAUGACGCAGAAAAACGAACACCAAAAAUUGAUGUACAAUCCCUACCCACAAGAGCUUAUCUAGAUCAAACUGUUGUCCCUAUCCUCCUUCAAGCAUUGUCAACUUUAUCAAAAGAAAGGCCUCCAAAUCCAAUUGAGUAUCUUGCAAGUUAUUUAUUGAAGAAUAAGAAUCAGUUUGAUUCUACAAUUGAUACAAGUCAACCAUCUGGAACAGCAUAAUUGCACCACAUUCAUGAUCACAACCAUUGUCACAAACAUUGCCUGGUGAACAAUCUUAUUUUGCAAACACUGCGUACAAUAUGCAAACUGUUGUGUUAAUAUUUAUGAAAGGAAAUAACCUAACAUUGUAAAUUGAGUAAAAAAAAAUAAUGUUUUGUUCUUUUAUGGAGAAGGGUAUGUGUGUAUAUGUGUAUUUCUAUGUAAAAAAUAACGUUUUGUUCUUUUAUGGAAAAGGGUAUGUUUGUA